Triplophysa dalaica is the source of this 1897-nucleotide messenger RNA. It is a transcript of the gene dimt1l, whose product is annotated as DIM1 dimethyladenosine transferase 1-like (S. cerevisiae). The transcript is spliced from 12 exons. Bases 100 to 1020 code for a protein of 306 amino acids. Lineage: Eukaryota; Metazoa; Chordata; Actinopteri; Cypriniformes; Nemacheilidae. Gene Ontology annotation, cellular component: mitochondrial matrix. Gene Ontology annotation, molecular function: rRNA (adenine-N6,N6-)-dimethyltransferase activity. The record is from RefSeq and is a predicted model, not a curated record. Gene Ontology annotation, biological process: rRNA methylation.
GAACCCGAACCUCUUGACACACGUGUUUGAUACAAAACAAGUAUAUAGGACUAUUUGCUCUAGAUUUUAUUGUUUUAAUUGUCGGACAAUAUUAUUAAAAUGCCUAAAGUUAAAGCGGAGAAAAAAUCUCGACAGCACCAGGAGGUGAAAAGUCAAGGAAUUAUGUUCAAUACUGGUGUUGGUCAGCAUAUAUUGAAAAACCCUUUGGUGGUCAAUGGCAUAAUAGAGAAGGCAGCAUUACGACCAACAGACGUGGUUCUGGAAGUUGGUCCAGGAACUGGUAACAUGACUGUCAAACUUCUGGAGAAAGCCAAAAAAGUAGUUGCUUGUGAGUUGGACACCAGGCUUGUUGCUGAGCUUCAAAAACGAGUUCAGUGCACUCCAUUGCAGAGCAAGCUUCAGAUCCUCAUAGGUGAUGUCCUCAAGACCGAACUCCCUUUUUUUGAUAUCUGCGUGGCUAACUUGCCUUAUCAGAUAUCAUCCCCUUUUGUGUUCAAGUUGUUACUUCACAGGCCAUUUUUUAGGUGUGCCGUGCUGAUGUUUCAGAGGGAGUUCGCAAUGCGUUUAGUGGCUCAACCUGGAGACAAACUCUACUGCAGACUUUCCAUCAACACACAGCUCUUGGCUCGAGUAGAUCAUCUCAUGAAGGUGGGAAAGAAUAAUUUCAGACCGCCCCCAAAAGUGGAGUCCAGCGUGGUGAGGAUCGAGCCAAAAAACCCUCCACCACCUAUUAACUUUCAGGAGUGGGACGGUCUUGUCAGAAUUGCAUUUGUUAGAAAGAAUAAAACAUUGAGUGCUGCCUUCAAGUCUGGUGCUGUUGAGCAACUUUUGGAAAAGAACUACAGAAUCCACUGCUCCGUGCACAACAUGGAAGUGCCACAGGACUUCAGCAUUGCACAGAAAAUUGACAGUGUUCUCCAGCAGUCCAAGUUCAGUGAAAAGAGGGCACGUUCUAUGGAUAUAGAUGAUUUUAUGGUGCUCCUUCACGCUUUCAACUCCGCUGGAAUACACUUCUCCUAAGACUUAAGGAACAGCUACUAAGUUGACAGGAAGUGAUGUCACAGGCUUCUCGUGUUCAGGUUGAUGUUUUCCCCUAUGUGAAGGAUUUAAUAACUUUUUCAAUGGGACACAGGCGUUGAAUGUUUCGUGUGGCCUUCCUGAAUGGGAAAAUAAUUACAGACUUGCAAAGCUCAUUUGUGUUCUUGACGAAUGCCAGGUGAUGUUUUUGUUUGUGGCUGGGAUUGAAGAGAACAUUGAUUUUCAAAGAGAUAUUACUUAUAAAUGAAUUUACUCACUCUGUGGUUGUGAGUACAGCAGCAACUUUCAGUCUUCUAUCUUAUAAGACUCUGCAUUACAUGUGGAAUGUAAUUGCAGUCGACUAUGUGCUACUCAAUAGUAGACUGACCAGGUCAGACAGUAAACCCGUUUGUAUAGUCGUAUACUAUUAAGUAUAACUGUAUUUUGCUAUGUAAACAUGACUAAUAAUAAGAGUAUACGGCUGACCUAUUCUAUUAAAAUGUAGCAAGAAGUCGUUCAUGCAUGAUAAGAGUAUUUUUAGCAUUCAGAAUGAAGAAAAUGAGAAAGUGAAUGAAUAUAAUAUUGUGGUCUCAAGGAUGUUGUGCUGUUUUAGUGCUGUUUAGUCUGAAAAAAAAACCCACAAUGGAAAAUGGUUAAAACCCAGUUUCUCAAAACGGUAUUGGUUAAUUCAUCCUCUUAUUAAAUGUAUUUUAUCAAUAUUUGUAUCCACAUAAAACUCUGGUGAAUCUCUUUCUUUACUUUUCACGUUUAACACUUGUUUUGCUGUGUGCUUGAAUUCAAAUCAUAUGAAGCAUAAAUUAUUAUAGUGGUACUUGGGCAUAAAAACAAUUAUAUUAUCAUUAACAGAUAAAAUAACAGU